AUGAAGAAAGCUUCACCCGUUUCCAGUCAGCAAACGCAAUACUACUUGCCACAUCACGGAGUGCUCAAACCAGACAGUGCAACCACGAAAUUACGUGUGGUAUUCAAUGGCUCGAGCGCAUCCACAUCUAGCCGCUCACUUAAUGAUAUCAUGCACACGGGAGCCAAGUUGCAUUUAGACGUCACCGAUGUCUUGCUCUGGAUUCGACAAUUUCGACACCUAGUUGCCACGGACAUCACCAAGAUGUAUAGACAAAUCAACGUGCAUGAAGAUGACUGGAACUUACAACGGAUUCUCUGGCUCGACGAACUGCUCAAUGAAGUGGCAUAUUAUCUAACUACGGUCACAUAUGGCACCAAGGCUGCCCCGUUCUUGGCAGUGCGAACGCUGCUGCAACUGGUGAAGGACGAAGGCCAUAAUUUUCCUCUUGCAGUGCCGUCCAUCCUUCAAGGUCGAUACGUCGACGACAGCUUUGGAGGCGCUGACACUGUCCAACAGUUAAUCAAAAUUGCAUUGCAGCUGAAGAACUUGUGCAUGGCGGGCGGUUUUCCAUUGGCCAAGUGGCACUCGACUCAUCCAGACGUGCUCACGGUUCAAGCAGACAAAGACCAGGGCUCACAAAUUACAUUUGACGAUUGCGCAACCAAGAUACUCGGAUUACGAUGGCUUCCUCAAGAAGAUUCAUUCGCAUUUGCAACAAGGAUCUCAUCGCAUACCGAUCAUCUCACCAAACGCCUCGUUUUGUCUGAAGUGGCUCAGAUAUUCGAUCCACUAGGCUUUGCAUCACCAGUCGUGAUCAAGGCGAAGAUGCUCUUGCAAGAGCUUUGGCUUCAUAAGCUCCAAUGGGAUGAACCACUGCCAUCCCAGCUCUCAUCACGGUGGCUCAUCAUCAGAAAGGAACUCACCAGCUUGCGCAAGAUCUCAAUACCUCGGUGGUAUAACACAUGGAGUACAUCGACAGUAGAAUUUCACGGCUUUUCUGAUGCUUCUCAACUGGCAAUGGCUGCAGUCGUAUUUAUCACCGUCUACGGCUCAAAUAGCGCCACGAUUUCAUUGGUGUGCUCCAAAAUAAAG
This is a messenger RNA of Temnothorax curvispinosus, 1074 nucleotides long. RefSeq lists its product as uncharacterized. The annotation marks the transcript as partial. NCBI's taxonomy places the organism in Eukaryota, Metazoa, Arthropoda, Insecta, Hymenoptera, Formicidae. The transcript has a single exon. The record is from RefSeq and is a predicted model, not a curated record.